Ostreobium quekettii is the source of this 621-nucleotide messenger RNA. The record is from the annotation of a GenBank genome assembly. NCBI's taxonomy places the organism in Eukaryota, Viridiplantae, Chlorophyta, Ulvophyceae, Bryopsidales, Ostreobiaceae.
AUGCUCCGCUUCCAGAUCUUGCUGCUGGAAGCAUAUGAACAGCUCGAGAUGGACGUCGAAAAGGAAGUGCAGCGGGCUGUUGCUGGGCAGACCGCUGAUUUUGAGAGGCAGGCCAAGAGGAACAAGGCCUUGGAGGAAGAGCUGCAGUGUACCAGGGCAAGGUGUAGAGCUCUGGAUGAGCAUUUGGAGCAUCUCCAAGAGAGCUUGGACGCUGUACAGGAGAGGAACAGGAUGUAUGAAGAGGGGAUAUAUGGUCUUGUGGAGGCUAUGGAAGAAAUCAGUUCAUUGAAAGCUCGUCUGGAUGCAGCAGAGAAGCGGCAAGAGGAGCUGGUGUCUCAGGCAAAUUUAGCAAUGGACAGUGUGGAGACCCUAGCAGAUGAGAACAGGGUGCUCCGGGCAAAGGCAAAUGUUCCAGAAGAGGAGGCAGUUGAUAUCUCACAUCUGAAGAUUGAGAAGGAUGCAGCCAUUCUGCAGCUGAGAAGUCUGACUGCUCAAUUGGAAACUGAGGUGUGGAACCUUGAGGAAGAACGCCGCAAGUUGAAGACAGAGUUGCGCUUCAGGGCCAAAUACCAGGGCCGCCAAGCAGCAGACAUGGGCUUGACUCCAGAGCAGGUCCUGAGG